UUAAGAUCAGCUGUUCAAUUCAUUGACGUGUUUUUGCGCUGAAAUUUGUUUAUGCGUCCAGAAAUUGUUACUUCUAUUCCCGGUGCCUAAUAUAAUGUAACUUAUAUUACAUUAUAACAAAUUAAGUUAAGAGAAACGAAAAAAAUGGACCGCAAUGUGCUCCAUAGCAGUAUCCUUAGCGGAGCUUUUAGUAUUAUUUUCCAGGUAUUAUGUCGUAUUCUUACCUUUGGCAUAAAUGCUUUUAUUGUACGGAAUGUCGGACGUGAUGUGUUGGGCAUUAUGAAUGUACGUUUGCUUCUGUUGGAGAGCACUUUACUGUUUUUAUCCAGAGAAGCUUUUAACCGUGCAGGAUUGAGUGCUACUACUCAGCAACGUAACAAAUGCUCAUGGGCGCAGUUAAUAAAUCAAAUGUGGCUUACGGCACCUACAUGUAUAGUAAUAUGCAUUCCUUGCGUAUACAUUUGGUUGCAUCUGCUGUCACCUGUUGACGACCAAUACAAGCUGCAAUACCAAUUUGGCUGCUAUGCAAUGGCUUUAUCCUGUAUUGUCGAGUUAUGUGCCGAAGCCCCUAGUUUUGUAACACAAGUCUUCUGUUUUGUUCGUGUACGAAUUGUCUUGAAUACCCUACAUAUAUUAGUCCGUUCAGCUGUAUUUCUCUGGAUUGUAAUAAAUGACAAAAGUGUCGCGAUUAAUGCUUUUGCAAUAGCGCAGUUAAUGAGCACUGCAACAAUUAUAUUUGGAAAUUACGGCUUUUUCUACUUCUAUAUUCGACGACUAAAUCAACAAAAACAACAACUUGAUAAAAAAUCUACUAGUAAUGAUAUGCAAGACUUCCCCUUCACAAAAAUAAGUGAGUUUUUCCCUGGAGUUAUGAAGAAUGAGGGAAAAUUCUUCAAUACAGAACUGCAAAUUCUUACCUUAAGCUUUGUUAAGCAGGGCGUAUUGAAACAAAUCUUAACGGAAGGUGAGAAAUAUGUUAUGUCUGUAAGCCCAGUACUCAAUUUUAGUGAACAAGCUACAUAUGACGUGGUGAAUAAUUUGGGAAGCUUGGCGGCACGUUUUAUUUUUAGACCUAUUGAAGACAGUAGUUAUUUUUUCUUCACGCAAACUAUUGCUCGUGAUGUCGUUUUGUACAAACAAAGUCGGGAAAGCGUUGUACAAGCAGCAAAAGUUUUACAUAAUUUGUCGUUAGCAGUCACAUCGAUUGGAUUAUUAGCUUUAACAUUUGGUCAGAGCUAUUCUCAUACAUUACUUCUGCUCUAUGGGGGUGCUGAUUUUGUUGCCGGUGGAUUGCCUGAAAAAUUGUUACAGUGGCAUUGUUUGGCUAUUUAUUUCUUGGCAAUUAAUGGCAUAACAGAGGGUUAUAUGUUUGCAACGAAUACAAGCAGAGAUAUCGACAAAUAUAAUUACUUAAUGGCUAUAUUCUCCGUGAGUUUUCUAAUACUCUCUUAUAUUUUGACAAGCUUCCUAGGACCGGUUGGGUUUAUAUUCGCCAAUUGCAUAAACAUGUUCUGUAGGAUAUGCUACAGCACUCACUUUAUAUAUCGACAAUAUCAGCCAACAGAAUUAAUGCCACUGAAAGGUUUGUUGCCUGGUAAAUGGUUUAUCAUCACGCUUAUAAUAACUGGCUUGUUUUGUAAAUACGCAUCGUAUUGGCCAACGUCAAUUCCAGUACAUCUAUUGUAUGGAUUUUUAAGUGUUUCUUGUUGUCUGCUCGUUUGGACAAUUGAAAACAGAGAGCUGGUUAAAUUAGGUUGGCGAUAUGGACAACGAAUUAAAAGUGAUUAAAAAAACUUAUUAAAAACGAGUUAAAUAUAAACAUAGCACAAUGCCCUAUAAAUAAAUUAAUAGAAUAAAAAAGACAAUU
This is a messenger RNA of Zeugodacus cucurbitae (melon fly), 1867 nucleotides long. Its product is annotated as protein RFT1 homolog. Gene Ontology annotation, biological process: dolichol-linked oligosaccharide biosynthetic process; glycolipid translocation. Gene Ontology annotation, cellular component: endoplasmic reticulum membrane. The record is from RefSeq and is a predicted model, not a curated record. Bases 145 to 1788 code for a protein of 547 amino acids. The transcript is spliced from 7 exons. NCBI's taxonomy places the organism in Eukaryota, Metazoa, Arthropoda, Insecta, Diptera, Tephritidae.